This is a messenger RNA of Exophiala aquamarina CBS 119918, 3801 nucleotides long. RefSeq lists its product as uncharacterized. The transcript has 4 exons. NCBI's taxonomy places the organism in Eukaryota, Fungi, Ascomycota, Eurotiomycetes, Chaetothyriales, Herpotrichiellaceae. The record is from RefSeq and is a predicted model, not a curated record. The coding region runs from base 1 to 3801 and encodes 1266 amino acids. Gene Ontology annotation, molecular function: hydrolase activity.
AUGGCAGUGAAUCGGGCAGACAAAGAUGCAGCGCCUAGCUCCCCAGCUGGUAAAACGAUCGCCUCAUGGAUUGCUCAACUAGAUUUUCCAAAAGCGAUCUUUGGGUCCUAUAACAAGCAGCCAUCACUUGUUCAGCAGUCUACUGACAACCUAAAGCCACAACCAAUCAUCAACGAUGCAUACUACAAUUAUUCUUUCCCCUCUAAUCUUACUGACCCACUCUACAUCAACCAAACCGUGCCCAACAAGGUGAAUUUCCCGUUACAUUAUCCUAUCCCGGAGAACACAGACCCUACAAAAGCAUUUUACCAGUCCAUCGAUACAGCAGUCCUUGUCAUCAAUGGAUCUGCUGGCAUCGGAGGAAACUGUUCAAGAUGUGUGAGCGUGAUCACCGCCGCUCAAACUGUUGCUCGCCUUGCGCCCGGCAACUUCUCUGAUGCAUUGAUCAGACUAUGCCAGGCCGUCAAGUUUAAGCCUGAUGCGGAUUGUGAACAAGAUUAUGCCACAGAUAAACCUGAACCUGCAAUGUGGGCACAAGUUUUACAGGGGGCUGAUGUUUUGGGAAAUGACGGCAAAUUCAUUUGCAAUAGUAUGUUCGGUCAAAGUUGGUGUGAAAAGCCCAAGCCCCAGCAGGGUACUCUCAACUUCGACACAGAUAAACCUCCAAAUGCUACGGCCCCACGGUCAAAUGGGCAGCGAGUAAAGGUUCUGCACAUUUCAGAUAUCCAUCUUGACCCUCGCUAUACUGUUGGUGCAGAAGCAGUUGACUGCCCUUCAGCAGGUUGUUGUCGUACGGACCCGAAGAACCAAACCAGCAUCAAGAACCCUGCACCGUUCAGUGGUCACCCCAAUUGUGACACUCCGCUAUCUCUCUUGGCAUCGGCGUUGUCUUCAGUUGCACCUCUUAGCGGGAAGGACACCACAGGAAAGGGUGAUAUAGACUGGGCCAUUUUCACGGGUGAUCUAAUGCCUCGAGAGAGCGCGAAGUACCGAAAUGACAAGUACCUCGCAUAUGUUCAGUCCGCAGUGUAUCAGGUGAUGAAAUAUUUCAUACCUCAAAACCCGGUGUUUCCCGUUCUGGGCGCCCUUGAUGCUUUCAAUGGUGAUAUGCAGCAAUCGCAAGUAAACAAUUACGGCCAUAUGAAGCGUAUAAUUGAUGCAUAUAACUGGCUGUCCAUAGAAGAGAGCGCUUCAAUUGGACCUCAUCGCAUGGGUUAUACUGCUAAGCACCCUAAAUAUCCGCAGCUACGAAUCAUUGCUCUCAACACAAACUUCUGGGCAUUGCAAAAUUAUUACACUUAUGUCAAUACAACGAACCCACGUGAUUCGAUCAUCCUUUCUGACUUGAUAGGCUGGCUUAUACAGGCUGAAAAGGCCCAGGAACGUGUUUGGAUUGUUGGACAUGUUCCACCCUUUGCUGAACAAACCCUUCCAGAUCACUCAGAAGCUUUCUACCAAGUCAUAGAACGUUUCUCGCCUCAUGUCAUUGCGGGGAUCUUCUUCGGCCAUCUGCAUACAGAUUCUGUCAAUAUCUUCUACAAGGCUGGUGGCAAAGACGUUGCCAAAGAGGAUAAUGUGGCGGUGGUUUCUUGGCUUGGCCCAUCUCUAUCUCCAAAAAGUGGGCAUCCCUCAUACAAAGUCUACGAGGUCGAUACCGGAGAUUUCAGGGUCUACGAAUCUCGAACCUAUUACACGAAUAGCUCGAAUCUAUCUAAUGCCCCCCGGUCUCAAGCAAAUACGGCCACGAACAAUAAUGGACAAAACGGGAGUGCCAACGGUCUAGUGUGGGAGCUUGGCUGCGAUGCCAGAGAAGCAUAUGGGAAGGCUAUCAAUUGGCCGUCUAACAGUCCGCUUAACGCAGCCUUCUGGCACAGGGUGGGGACUACAAUGUUGCAAGCGACCUCGUCUGACGGGACCAACUUGGCGGCAAUAUAUCGCAUGUUCAGGUCAACAAGUAUAGAUGGGAAAGGAGUAACAGGACCAUGCGAUGCAGCUUGCGUAAAUACCACAGUAUGUCGUAUGCGAUCAGCCAAAGAAUCUCUAUGGGAGCAAUGUGGCAGUGAUGAAACUCGAAAAGAAUGGAAAGGAAACAGUACAUCUGUUUCUACGCAGACUUCUGCAUCGUCUAACGGUAAUUUGAGUAUCACUUCUGUGGCACCUACCAAGCGAAAUGUGGAAUCGAGCGGAGAUCACGAAAACGAUAUCUAUAUUGACUACGACAAUGCUGCCAAUGAAGAGCAACAACCCAGUGAGCCCAACUUGCACAAAAGAUGGAGAUCCAAAUUCUGGUCAAAGGUAGCCGCUGCUGCAGCCCAAAAUUCCCAAGACCAGGGUCAGUCUCCCCGAACCGCUACAUCAGACCAUGUCAAUUACACGAAAGCUAUUACAGGAACUUCGACAACGACUAUGACCGUCUCGAUGCAGGGCGGAUCUAGCUCGAUUGCAAAACGGACAGCGAAGCCAGGACUUGAUGGACCCCACUCAUUUCCCGCUGGGCUGGACGCUCGUUCUGCUGAGCCUGAGCCAACCGCUAAUCCGGAUGACAAAAAGUAUACAGAGAACAUCCUUCCAGCAGAGCAGACUAGUCUAACCAACUGGGGUUCUGGUCCCCUUUCAGAAGCAUACAGUGCGAGAGGAGGGCUCACAUCCACUGGUGUCCAGCUGCUAAAUAUGGUCAUAUCUGCACAAAGCGCAAAGACUUCAUACACUAUCAUUCGCCCAAAUGAGGCCACUGCCCGUGCUAGACUAGGUCGCGAUUUGUUACAAGAAUCUCAAGACCCCAUGGAGGCGGCCGCUCCUGCUAUUGUUGACGACAAUGGAUCUCCCUCGGGAAACUAUGGAGCACAUGAUCAGGAGGGACAAACCCUCAUUGACAAUGUUCAGAUCCCCGACCAGCCACAUCAGAGGAGAGAAAUGACUCUUGCUAAUUCUCCAGACGCCACAACCACUGCUGCAUCAAACAGUCACACCGGUGGGGCUUCAGAAGCUACAAACCCGCCUUGGGACUUUCCAAUCUAUCGGCCUGACGAAGUUCCGAAUGGCCAGAUCUUGCAGCGAAGGUCAUUAGUUGGCGGAGACGGUGGAGCCAUGGCCACGACUACACAAAGAAUACCUCCUUCUGUGGGCCAGGCUUAUGAACCUGAAAAUCCAUCAGCGGAUAUUGACGUAUCAGAGGUUUCAGGAUGCAUGGAGAAUGGGGAUGGGGUAGAUUGCGAGUCAAUCGAUAAGAGAAGCGCAAUGCCGGACCCAAAGGAGACUAAUUUUCUUGAUCUAGCCAUCCAAAGGGAUCGGAUCAAAUCUGCCAAAUCGACCUGGAAGCCCUGGACAACGAAUACCCAAGUCGAGGAAGCUACAUGGAUUGCGCCAUGGGAAUCUGGGUAUGAUGGAGGGUUCAAGAAGAGAACUGCUGCGCCAGACCCAUCCGCUCUACCGGAGCCCGACCCCGGCAAGAAGCUCCUUGAUCUCUGGUCGUCGAAGUUAAGCUCGUUGUCAGCAAGAUCAGCAGCUGAGGCCGUAGCCGCCGGACCCGCUCACGCAAAGCGAUCUGCAGAGCCUGAACCUGAACCCGAACCCGAGCCGGGGAACAAGCUCUUCGAUCUGUGGGCGUCGAGAAUGAGCACGCAUUCCGCAAAAUUAGCGGCGGAAGCCACAGACCCCCCUCACGCAAAGCGAUCUGCUGAGCCUGAACCUGAACCUGGGAACCAACCCAUCAAUUUCUCGGAGUUCAGGAAGACCGCAGCACCCCCAAAAACGACAAUUACAGGCGUUGGCGAAUGUAAUUUCCUCCACAGGAAGGGGUAG